GAAUGAAAAUUGGCGGGAAGAGAGUCUACUUGAGGGAAUAUGUUCGAUGUUGGAAAUAUUCAUCUUCAUGCAUCUUGUAUUAUUUGAAAACUCUUUCAUUUAGACACUUCAGCAAUGGCUCAAAGGGGAAUAGCAGCGUUUUUCUCUCCGAGUACCAAACCGAAGACUAACUUUAAACCAAAAAGAGACGAAGUAAACGACCAGGACUUGUCGAGCAGUAAAGAUGUUGACAUGAAAGAGAGGACCCCACUGAAGUUCAAAACUCAGUCUGUGGAUACUGACUCACCACCUGUCAAAAAGGCUCGACAACAAAAAUCCCGUCGGAUACUUGAGGAUAGUAGUGAUGAAGAAAAUAAUGGAGUGGAUGACAAUCACUCCUCAGCCAACCAAAAUGGACAUGUGAAGAACAACGAAAAGGCUAAUGAAGGGCAAGAUGGUGAUACUGCUGGAGUAGAUGGUGAAGCUGAAGAUGGUAAUGAAACAAGGAAGUUUAUUAAAGUUAUAUCGCCCCAAAAUAAGCCAACACUUAUCCCUAAGAGAAAGACAGCAAGGAAACCUGGAAAAAGGAAGGCUUCAAGUGAAGACGAAUCUUCAAGUGGGAAUAAGGCACAGGCAAUUAAAAGAGCUAAGUCCGAGCAGCCUUCAUUAGAAAACAAGAAUAAAAUCCCUAGCGAGGAUAAUGAGCCAGUACAAAGUAAAGUGGAUGAAGAAAGAACAGAGACAGGAAGCGUAUCAAACACUGAUAUUAAAGGUGGAGGUAAAAGAGUGGGUGAUGUUGAACAAACAGAGGUAGAAGGGCAAAAUAAUGUGAAAAGAGAAUGUGAAUCUGAAAAUGAAAGCAAGGAGGAGAAGACAGCAACAAAAAACACUAGCAAUAAGAAAGCAGAAAAAAGAAGAGAUUCAAAGAAAACAAAGGAUAAAAAUCAUAAGGGAGACACGACUGAGAAGAAAGAAGAGGAUACAUUGUCGGAAAGCAGUGGUGAUAUUGAGAUGGCCUCUACUGAAGAAGAAAAACACCAGAAUAGGAAAGAAGACAGAAGUCACAAUGGAGGUAAAGAAGAUAUUGACAAAGAUGACAAGGUGGAAAGUGCAAAAAAUGGUGAAACAAAGAAAAAAGGUAGCACCAGCAUUCAAAGAACAAAAGAUGAAAUAAAGAUGGAGAACAAGAGAGAUCAGAAAAAAGAGCCACUAAGUAAAAAUCAGGAUGACAAGAAUGAAAAAAAGACCAAGGGAGGGUUCAGUGACUUCUUCUCUCCAAAGAGAUCCAGAAAGGCAGAUAAUAAAGAUCAAACGAUUAGAGAGAAGAGUAAAAGUGAGCAAAACAGUCAAUCAUCAAAGGAAAAAAGUUCGACAAACAAAAUGUCUGAUGAUGAAGAAUGUGUUGGACCUGUCAAAGCCACAGAAUAUUCACCAGAGAAGAACUACUACCACCCCAUAAAACAUGCCUGUUGGAAACAUGGAGAGAGAGUACCAUACUUAGCCGUGGCAAGAACAUUUCAGGCCAUAGAAGACACCUCUGCAAGGCUAAAGAUCACUUCCAUCCUCAGCAACUUCUUUCGUUCAGUUAUUGCUUUGUCACCUGAUGACCUACUGCCCUGCGUUUAUCUCUGCCUCAACAAGUUGGCUCCAGCAUAUGAAGGAAUUGAACUUGGCAUUGGAGAAAACAUUCUGAUGAAAGCUGUUGCAGAGUCCACAGGACGGAGCCUGCAACAGAUCAAGUCUGAUGUUGGAGAAAAGGGAGAUUUAGGGAUAGUAGCUGAGUCUUGCCGUAGCACACAGCGCACCAUGUUUGCUCCACCCAAGCUCACUGCUGAGGGUGUCUUCACCAAACUAAAGGACAUUGCUAUGAUGACAGGACAUAGUUCCAUGACAAGAAAGUCAGAAAAAAUUAAAGGCAUGUUUGUUGCUUGUCGGGAUGCAGAAGCAAGAUACUUAAUUCGAUCUCUAGGUGGCAAGUUAAGGAUUGGUCUUGCUGAACAGUCUGUGUUAAUAGCACUGGGACAUGCUGCCUUUCUCACUCCUCCAAGCAAAGAGUUUCCCCCUCCCAUAAUUGACAAUGGAAAGAAUUUUUCUGGGGAUGAAUUGAAAAAGAAACAAGACGAGGCUGCUUUAAUUGUCAAGACCUGUUACUGUGAAAUGCCUAACUACAAUAAACUCAUUCCAUCCAUCCUGGAUCAUGGCUUGGAGACGCUGCCAAAACAUUGCCACCUGACUCCAGGCAUCCCUCUUAAGCCUAUGCUGGCUCACCCAUCAAAGGGAGUAGAGGAGGUGUUUAAACGCUUUGAAAAUGCUGCAUUCACUUGUGAAUACAAGUACGAUGGUGAACGAGCACAGAUCCAUAUACUUGAGAAUGGAGAAAUUCACAUUUACAGCAGAAAUCAAGAAAACAGUACAUCCAAGUAUCCCGACAUUAUUGAAAGAAUACCAAAGGUUUUGGGUGAUGGUGUAAAGUCCUGCAUAAUUGAUGCUGAAGCUGUGGCGUGGGACAGAGAAAAGAAACAGAUUUUACCAUUUCAGAUUCUCAGUACACGAAAAAGAAAGGAUGCUGAUGCCUCUGAGAUUAAAGUUCAAGUCUGUGUUUAUGCAUUUGAUUUGUUGUAUCUUAAUGGAAAAUCGUACAUCAAGGAACCUUUUCGAGCUCGCAGAGAAGCUCUACGGUCAUCAUUUACAGAAGUUGAAGGGGAAUUCGUGUUUGCUCAUAGUUCUGACUCAGUCAACACGGAUGACAUUGCUGAAUUUUUAGAUGACUCCAUCAAGGGUAAUUGUGAAGGUCUGAUGGUGAAAACUCUUGAAGUAGACGCCACCUACGAAAUCGCCAAACGUUCGCACAACUGGUUAAAGUUGAAAAAAGACUACUUGGCUGGUGUUGGAGACACAAUAGAUGUUGUAGUAAUUGGAGGUUAUUUGGGUAAAGGCAAAAGAACUGGUUCAUAUGGUGGAUAUCUACUGGCCUGCUAUGAUCCUGAGAAUGAAGAGUUCCAGACUAUCUGCAAGAUUGGAACCGGGUUUACAGACGAGUUACUUGACAAGCAUCAUCAAUUUUUCAAAGAUCACGUGAUUUCACAACCGAAGGCCUAUUAUCGGUAUGAUGACAGCCUGGCUCCUGAUCAUUGGUUUGACGCAGUGCAGGUGUGGGAAAUCAGAGCAGCAGAUCUUUCCAUCUCUCCAGUCCAUAAAGCGGCGGUCGGCCUGGUUGAUCCCGUCAAGGGGAUUUCGCUGCGAUUUCCUCGCUUUUUAAGAACCCGCGACGACAAGAAACCAGAACAAGCCACAGACAGCUCACAAGUUGCCGAAAUGUACAGAAGUCAAGAAACCGUGAAAAAUAACACGAACCCUCCAGCAGCAACAGACGCCUCUGAUGACUUCUACUGAGGCGGCGGCAAAGGCUCUGGUGGCGGGAAAAAUUGACGCGUGGCAUACUAUUUCCCGCCCGCGCCAAAACCUUGCCAGUGGACAGCACAUCGAC
Orbicella faveolata is the source of this 3466-nucleotide messenger RNA. Its product is annotated as DNA ligase 1-like. Gene Ontology annotation, cellular component: nucleus; mitochondrion. Gene Ontology annotation, biological process: DNA repair; Okazaki fragment processing involved in mitotic DNA replication; DNA biosynthetic process. The record is from RefSeq and is a predicted model, not a curated record. NCBI's taxonomy places the organism in Eukaryota, Metazoa, Cnidaria, Anthozoa, Scleractinia, Merulinidae. Gene Ontology annotation, molecular function: DNA ligase (ATP) activity; DNA binding; ATP binding.